Beta vulgaris subsp. vulgaris (sugar beet) is the source of this 1180-nucleotide messenger RNA. RefSeq names its product late embryogenesis abundant protein D-34. The record is from RefSeq and is a predicted model, not a curated record. Bases 100 to 903 code for a protein of 267 amino acids. NCBI's taxonomy places the organism in Eukaryota, Viridiplantae, Streptophyta, Magnoliopsida, Caryophyllales, Amaranthaceae. The transcript has 3 exons.
CAACUUACUAGUUAGUACAUGGUACAGACUACAGACUACAGAAGUUAUAAACGAUAACACAAAUAAUCAAAAAUUAAAGCCCAAGUAAAAACGUAAAAAAUGGCUCAAGAGCAACCCAAACGUAGUGGCACAGAGCAAGAUCAGCAGCAACCCAUCAAAUAUGGGGACGUUUUUUUGGUGUCUGAAAAGAUUGCUGAUAAACCAAUUGCCCCACUUGAUGCUGCUGCCAUGCAAUCCGCUGAGAACCAAGUGUUGGGACAUACCCAAAAAGGUGGUCCGGCCGCUGUCAUGCAGUCGGCCGCCACUAAGAACGUCCAAGCCGGCGCGUUACCUCGUGGUUCCGCCACUGAUGUAGGGAGAAACCAAGGCAUGACUGUUACUGAGAGCAUUGUUGAUGGUCAGCGAGUUAUCACUGAGUCUGUUGGUGACCAGGUUGUAGCUAGAUACGCCAACCCGGAUCCAAAUCCAAUCCCGGAGAAGAUGGUGGCUCCACCAUCAGCACUGGACCGCGACGCGGUGACCAUAGGAGAAGCUCUAGAGGCAACUGUAAUAUCUGCCGGGGACAAGCCCAUAACCCAAACUGAUGCUGCUGCCAUUCAAGCCGCAGAGAUGCGGGCCACAGGCCGCACCGACACUCCGCCUGGUGGGCUUGGAGCGGAGGCGCAGUCCGCUGCCACCAGGAAUGAACGAAUCAUGCGUGAUGAAAAUAAAACCACCCUUGGAGAAAUUCUUGCGGAUGCAACAACAAAACUUGGAGAUGAUAAACCUGCAACCAUACAAGACGCAGAGAAGGUGAUUGCGGCAGAGAUGAGAAAUGACCCCAAAAUGGCUACCAACCUUGGCGGAGUUGGCGAAUCAGUGGCGGCGGCAGCGAGGUUGAACCAACAGAAGUUGAAGGAAUGAAUGGCGUUGCUAACAAGCAUUGUCUAGGUAGAAACUAGUAUCACUCCCAUAAUGCAGCGUCCGUGGUACAACAAUAAUGGUGUAAAAUAUCAUCAACUGUGUAGAAACUAUGCAAGUUUUUGGAGUUGUGCAAAUUAGCCUCGGAUCAGCUAAUUGUCUUGUUUUAGGCAGUGGUAAUAAUCAUGUAUGUACGCUAAGUAUGUAGUUCCUUCGUAUAAAGUGUACGAGCUUUCACUUUAUUGUGUAUAUAUAGCAAUACUUUUGGUGUUGACAGUUA